Messenger RNA from Cladophialophora carrionii CBS 160.54, 483 nucleotides. RefSeq lists its product as uncharacterized. NCBI's taxonomy places the organism in Eukaryota, Fungi, Ascomycota, Eurotiomycetes, Chaetothyriales, Herpotrichiellaceae. The record is from RefSeq and is a predicted model, not a curated record. The transcript has 2 exons. The coding region runs from base 1 to 483 and encodes 160 amino acids.
AUGCCUCCGCGAGGAUUCACCCUUCCUCCUGCGAAUACACAGUCCGCAAAGCAAGCGCGUAGCGCCUUCUUCUGUUCGCUAUGCCAAAAAGGCUACAGUCGUAUGAACGAGUUCGAAGCGCAUGAGUCAUCUUACGAUCACCAACACAAGAAGAGAUUGAAAGAGAUGAAGGAGAUGCAACGACAAGUCCAACCGAAAAAGGAAGAGAAGGGCCCCUUGAUGCAGAUUAAACUCGGCGGUGCCACCAAGAGUGCAUCGACCGGUGGCGGAGGGUUCAAAAAGGGAGGAUUUAAGAACGCUUUCGCUCCGGCCAACGACGAGCCCAAGGUCGACGUUACGAAGGAGGAGACCGAUUCGAUAGGUGCAGUGCCGAGUGCUGUUCCCGAUGACAGCGAUGUGACAGACGACGAGGACUACUACGACCCACGCCGACCAACAGGUUGCAUGCCUGAUUGUAAGGGUCGUGCUUCGUCGGACACCUGA